GUUAGGAGGCCACAAACAGAAAAAAGAAAUGGAAUAUUACUUUAAGCCUGUGGGGAAUACAGGUGAAAUUCCUGAAGGUCUGCACACAUCUGGUACAGUAACUCAGGUGAAUACGUGGCUGAUGGAAGUUUUUAACGGAGAUCAAGUCCCACUAUACGAGCUCUCAGAAACCACCAUUAGCUACCUUGAAACACUAAUGAACACUUGUCGUGAAAGAAACCAAAACAUGAGACUCCUACUUGAAAAUAUGAGACACUUUAAAACUGAGUAUAUUGGAGAAAGAAAACAUGUGAGUGACAUACUGUAUCAGUGUGGAAUAUCGGUUGAAAACCUUCCCCAAAGCACCCAGUUAUGUGUCCAAGCUUUGGCUGCAACUGGAGUAGUUCUAGAUGUAAAAAUACCAUCUCUUACUUGCCUGCUGUAUGGGUUGGCAACUGCACAGAAAGACGUAGCAAAGACCAUAGAGGACUGCAGUGGUGAGGAACGAAACUCGAGGAUUCGAGAAAUCAAGUACAAAAAUGCAUGGGAAAAAACUCAGCAGUUAAAAAGUGAUCUAGUGAUGGUCAACAAGUGGGAUGACCAGCAGAAGCCUCAUCUAUCCAAGAAAGCAGAGCAAACAGAAUUUCUGAGGAACAAAGUUAAAGAAUACAAACAACAAAUUAAGCAGUUCCAGGAUUCUCUACAGAGGAGAGGAUGGAAUCGAAACCUUAACCACCAAGAACUGGUUAAAACAUCGGAGGAAUUAAACAAAUAUAAUUUUUUCAUAUGUAUGUUUGAAUAA
This is a messenger RNA of Limulus polyphemus (Atlantic horseshoe crab), 781 nucleotides long. RefSeq names its product HAUS augmin-like complex subunit 1. Lineage: Eukaryota; Metazoa; Arthropoda; Merostomata; Xiphosura; Limulidae. The transcript is spliced from 8 exons. Gene Ontology annotation, biological process: spindle assembly; centrosome cycle. Gene Ontology annotation, cellular component: cytosol; HAUS complex. The coding region runs from base 29 to 781 and encodes 250 amino acids. The record is from RefSeq and is a predicted model, not a curated record.